Molecule: messenger RNA, 2255 nt
Organism: Closterium sp. NIES-67
Lineage: Eukaryota; Viridiplantae; Streptophyta; Zygnematophyceae; Desmidiales; Closteriaceae
Source: the annotation of a GenBank genome assembly
CUACCAUGCCCCUGCUGCUGAGACCGCUGCGGCAGCCUCAGCGCAAUCUCGUCAGGGUAGGGGAUGCCAGGCCCGGGGGGGGCGUGGCAGUGGGAGGGGUGGCGGGGGUGGCGGGGGAGGCGGGGGUGGCGGAGGUGGCGGAGGUGGUGGAGGGGACGGUGGUGCAGAGGAGGGGACCGGGGCUGCUUCGGGGAGCUACGGUAUUUUCCAAACUGGAUCUGCGGUCCGGAUACUGGCAGAUACGGAUGGCGGACAACUCUAUCCACAAAACUGCUUUCCGAACUCGGUACGGAUCGUACGAGUAUUUGGUCAUGCCGUUCGGACUCACCAACGCGCCGGCAACGUUCCAAGCCGAAAUGAACCACAUUCUACGACCACUUCUGGACGAAUGCGUGGUGGUGUACCUGGACGACAUCCUCAUCUACUCGCGCGACAUGAAGCAGCACGUCGAACACCUGCGACGCGUCUUCGAAAUUCUUCGACGAGAACGAUUCUACGUCAAACUGUCCAAGAGCGAAUUCGCCCUGGAGAAAGUCCAAUUUCUAGGACACUUGGUGAGCGCUCAAGGAGUUCACGUCGACCCCAAGAAAGUCGAAGCCGUACGUACGUGGAAGACACCCGAGAACGUGAAGGAGUUGCAGCAGUUCCUAGGCUUCGCUAAUUACUAUAACAGGUUCGUGCCACAGUAUGCGAAACUCGCGGCACCACUCACGAAUCUGUUGAAGAAGAACACGCCCUACAAAUGGGAGACGAAGCACCAGGAAGCCGUGGAGCAGCUGAAACAAGCACUGACAUCCGCACCGGUACUCACCUUGCCAGAUCCCGAACGCGACUACGUAAUCGAAGCUGACGCCAGCGACCAGGCAGUGGGAGCAGUCUUGAUGCAAGACCAGGGGAAUGGACUGCAACCAAUUGCCUACCUCAGCAAGAAACUGCACGGGGCAGAACUCAACUACCCGAUACACGACAAAGAGGCCCUUGCCAUUGUCAUCGCCUUCAAAGCGUGGAGAUGCUAUCUCGAAGGACGAAGAACGACCGUCUACACCGACCACUGCAGCCUGAAAUAUUUGAAGACACAACCCAACCUUUCCAGGCGGCAGGUCCGGUGGAUCGACUUCCUCGAGACACACUUCCACUACGACAUCGUGUACAAGCCCGGCCACAAGAACAAAGCAGACGCGCUCAGCCGGCCUGCACACGUUGCCGCGAUUCAGUGGGACAGUGACAUCGCGUACCGGAAAGGAUCAACAAAAAUCUGGGUACCCAAUUACCCUCCUUUGCGCCAGUUACUACUCGAAGAAUAUCACGACGUCCUGUACGCCGGACACUUCGGUAGCAACAAGACGAUCACCGGUAUCGCCAAACACUACUACUGGCCCCAUAUGGCAGACGACGUCCAGAAAUUCGUCACCUCGUGUGAUACAUGUCAGCGGAUGAAGAGCAGCAAGCAGAAAAAGGCGGGACUACUGCAGCCUCUUCCUGUCCCAGAACAACCAUGGCAAGUGGUUAGCCUGGACUUCAUCACCGGGUUACCACCUACUUCCAGCGGUCAUGACGCCAUCCUUGUCGUCAUUGACAAGUUCUCCAAAAUGGGACACUUCAUCCCGACACACACGACGGCACGCACCGAGGAGACAGCACAACUCUUCGUUCGUCACAUCAUCUCACAGCAUGGCAUCCCAACUACACUCAUCUCCGACCGAGACCCUAAGUUCACUAGCAAGUUCUGGAAGGAACUUAUGUCUCUGCUCGGCACCAAACUCGCCAUGUCAUCCGCAUACCAUCCGCAGACAGACGGACAGACCGAGCGCCUCAACCAAAUUGUUGAGCAACUCCUCCGAGCAGCCUGCAAGGACGACAUCUCCAAAUGGGACUUGCACCUACCCGUCCUGGAGUUUGCCUACAACAACGCUACACACGCCGCUACGGGACAGACGCCGUUCUUCCUCUGCUACGGACGCCACCCACUCACACCACAAAAACUGACAGUAUCAGCUACAGUCCAACCAGCACAUGAUUUCAUCACAACCAUGCAUCAACUUUGGGAUCGGACCCAUAAGCGCCUCCUUGACAUUCAACAGCAACAGAAGCGCCAGGCCGAUCGCCAUCGCAACGACCACACCAUUUCCGUGGGAGACCAGGUGCUCCUCGACACCCGCAACCUGGACAUCAGCCAUCUUCCAUCUAAACUUCGACCUCGCUUCUGCGGGCCUUUUCUCGUUGAAGCACAGUGAGGGCUUCCCCCCAGGUGCCUG